Sporisorium graminicola is the source of this 2544-nucleotide messenger RNA. RefSeq lists its product as uncharacterized. The coding region runs from base 1 to 2544 and encodes 847 amino acids. The record is from RefSeq and is a predicted model, not a curated record. The transcript has a single exon. Gene Ontology annotation, cellular component: membrane. Gene Ontology annotation, biological process: intracellular calcium ion homeostasis; calcium ion transmembrane transport. Gene Ontology annotation, molecular function: calcium channel activity; calcium ion binding. NCBI's taxonomy places the organism in Eukaryota, Fungi, Basidiomycota, Ustilaginomycetes, Ustilaginales, Ustilaginaceae.
AUGACGUCGCUUCCGUACAAAACCGCCGCCGAGCAGAUGGACGUCGCGGAUAUCCCGAUGGCUGAUUUCCAGACUCCUCGUCAGCAUGCCGCUAGCACCGAAUCGCUCAACGGUCCACCGCCCGCUCAUUUCCUCCAUCACCACCGCAUGGACGACCCGAUCUAUUACGAGGGUCCCGAUGCUGGCAAUCAAGUGGGCUACGACCAGCUUGGUCACCGCCACGACAACAACAUCCGGAACGAUAACGCAAGUCCCAGUGGCAGCGGAAGCAACGGCGACUCUUCCAACACUACCAAGAACGGCUGGGAUACCAAUCAGGACACGCUCAUCGAUCGUUCCAACCGCCCCAUCAAGAUCGGCCUCCCCACCCAUCACGAUGUCUUCGAGCCACCGCAUGCUCCCUUUGCGAGCCAAGACGCUCUCAACGGUCGAACAAGCCGCGCCAGCUCGAUCGCCAGUUCCGCCGAUGAAUCCGAGGAUUUUGACUGGGACACCUCCAGCGAAAACGGCGACGACGAUGACGAAGGUGCCAACAACCGCGGUCGCAAGGGGACCAAGAAGGUCACGCGGGCGAGACGUGGUCGAAGACUCUACCUCGCUUGCUUGCGUCUUGCCCGCCCCGUCCGCAUCUUUCUUGCUGGCUUGAUCGGCACCGCCAUCUGCCUUGUCCCCUUCAUUGUCGUCACAGCCACCAGCAACACUUCGCCUGCCCGCACCCAGGUCGUUGUCUGGAGCAUCUGGAUCGCCAUCAUCUGGGCCGCCAGCUGCGGGACUUUCCUCAUCGUCGACUGGAUCCCACCUGUUGCUCUUCGGCUUGUCAUUGCCGUCUAUGGCAAGGCCCCCGAAGUCGUCAAAACGUAUAUUGAAGCGUUCAUGGCCACCACGCUCUAUGUCAAACUUGUCCUCUGCAUCACCUGGGCCUGGAUCAGUCUCGGAGGUGUUUUGGCUAUUCAGUACUCAUCCACCUCUCGACCGGACUACUGGCGUACCAUCUUCAAAGUCAUCCGUUCGCUUUUCGCCACUAGUAUCAUCUUGCUCGUCGAGAAGGUUGCCCUCCAAUUUGUUGCCAUCAACUUCCACAAGACCGCCGUCAAGGAUCGUCUCGAGCAGAACCAAAGAGCGCUCAAGGCGCUCGACAAGCUUCACGAAUCCAAGUACCUCAUGCAGAAGCGUCGCUUCAACCCGAUGCGAAGUCGUCCCGCGUCGCCUGGCUACAAGCAGGCAUACGGCCAGCACGCCGCCAAGCAGUCCCGCGACGGUCUUGGAGGCUACUUUGCACCUGCACAGCAGGCGGAUGCUCAUGUGCAGUCUCAAGUCGGCGAGAAGAGCGCUACCGAGCACCAUCACCACCACCUGCACAUGCAAAUGCAUCGCAAUGACGGCAUUCGCACGCCCACAGAGCGCGAGACGCAAAAGCGCGAACGCAAGACCAACGUCGCUUCCCAGAUCAGCGAUGCCAUCGCCAUGGCCACCAUGAAGGGCAGCAAGUUCUACAAGGGAAGCCAGAUUGGUUCGCAGCGCUCCGCACGCAAGCUCGCCAAGCUGCUCUUCAACAAUCUUUCGGAUCACAAAUCGACGCUCGUUGCUGAAGACUUUGUACCGUAUUUCAAGACCGAGGAAGAGGCGCGCGAGGCGUUCAACCUGUUUGAUGCCGAUCGCAACGGCGAUAUCAGCAAGGAAGAGAUGCGCGAGGCGGUGCAGCGCAUCUACCGCGAGAGGCGCGCGCUCUCGACGUCGCUCAAGGACAUGUCGUCGGCCAUCUCCAAGCUCGACGGCGUGCUCAUGUUUAUCGGCCUGAUCAUCGUCAUCUUCAUCUGGAUGCUCAUCUUCAACGGCGACUCGACGGUGUCCAACAUUGUGCCGCUGUCGACCUUUGUGGUUGGAUUCUCGUUCAUCUUCGGCAACUCGGCCAAGAACAUCUUUGAGAGCAUGAUUUUCAUCUUUGCCACUCAUCCGUACGACGUUGGUGAUCUGGUGUGCAUCGACGAGGAGUGGAUGUUUGUCAAGGAGUUUGGGCUGUUGUCGACGACGUUCCGCACCACGGUGAAUGCCGAGAUUGUGGCGCCGAAUGCCAUGUUGGCCACGCAGAAGUACAUCUACAACUCGCGCCGCAGCGGCGCACAGUGGGAGUUUACGCUGAUCCAGGUUGGCUUCGAGACAUCGUUGGAGACGUUGGAUCAGCUGCGCACCAAGUUGCGCGCAUGGACCAAGGAGAACGAUCGCGACUUUGGCGGUCCGCUGGAUGUCAACUUCAACUCGAUCACGCAGCAGAAUGCGAUCGAGCUCAUUGUGGCUUUUGAGCACAAGGGCAACUGGCAGGACUGGGGCGCGCGCUGGGAGCGCAGGACCAAGCUGAUGAAGCGCAUCAAGUCGGCGUGUGAGGAGCUUGGCAUAGUCUACUCUAUGCCUCCGCAGCCGAUUACGUUCCAGCCGAGGUCUGGACCGGCGCCGUUCAAGCUGGGCAACUCGACCGGGUUCUCGCGCCAGCAGCAAAGGCAACAGCAACAGCAGCAGCAGCAGCAGCACCAGACGUCGGCGUUCUAA